Formica exsecta is the source of this 2079-nucleotide messenger RNA. RefSeq lists its product as uncharacterized. The transcript has a single exon. The coding region runs from base 1 to 2079 and encodes 692 amino acids. The record is from RefSeq and is a predicted model, not a curated record. Lineage: Eukaryota; Metazoa; Arthropoda; Insecta; Hymenoptera; Formicidae.
AUGUGCCACGAAGAGCACUAUAUCAUGUUCUGUGACGCGUUCAGAGCAAAGACGGCGUCGGAGAGAAGAAAGCACAUCGAAGCCAACCAGCUGUGCUUCAACUGCCUCGAGAGGCACAAAGCUAGCGAGUGCUCGUCCAAGAAGACGUGCUCGUCGUGCGGCGAACGUCAUCAUUCGCUCCUCCACCACGCGGGCAACACCUCCGAGGUCGCAAGAUCGUCACUCUCAGCGAACCGAAGCGCGAGAGCCGCACCGGCGGUGCUUCUCGCGACUGCGCGCGUUCGGGUGGCCGACAAGUUCGGAGUCCUGCAUGCCGUACGCGCCUUGGUAGAUCAGGGUUCCGAGAUCUCACUCGUGGCAGAAUCGCUCGCGCAGCGUCUGCAGCUAGCACGCGCACCUACUUCCAUCGCCAUCGUCGGCGUUGGCGGACGAUCAACGGGCGCUCGGGGCCAGGUUGAGCUCGCGCUCUCGCCGCUGCGGGACGGCCCGCCCUUGCGAGUCUCGGCCUUCAUCCUGGACCGACUGACGACGACCAGCGGCGGCCUCCGCGCAGACCGGCACUCCUGGCGGCACCUCGACAACCUGGAACUGGCCGACCCGGGCUUCUUCGCCGCCGACCCCGUGGAGCUUCUCCUCGGCGCUGACGUCUGCGCGGACAUCCUCCAGCCAGGUCUCCGCCGCGGAGGACGCCAGCAACCUGUGGCACAAAGGACGACGUUAGGAUGGAUACUAUCGGGCGCUGUCGGCGCCUCGACCGCCGAGCGGACCGCCCGCACCUACCACUGCAGCGGAGACGACGGCCUCCACUCCCUGGUGCAGCAGUUCUGGCAGCAGGAGGUAGCGGACGCCACCGCAGCGCCACUCACCGCCGACGAGACGGAAGCCGAAGAACACUUUGCCCAGACGCACUCGCGAGACGUAAGCGGCCGCUUCGUGGUCCGUCUUUUGAUCACUCCGCCGCUGCCAGACCUCACGGGGACGAAGUUCGCUGCCGCCCGCCUGCUCGGGCAAAUGGAGCGGAGAUUCACCCGUGACGACCAGUUGCGACGCCUGUACUCUGCCUUCAUGCAGGAGUACGAGGACCUGGGGCAUAUGUCCCCCGCUCGGCCGGGCACAGCAAUGCCCUCCGAGUGCUUCUUGCCUCACCACGGCGUGAUGCGCAAGACAAGCUCCUCAGCCAAGAUCCGGGUCGUAUUCAACGGCUCGUCGACCGUGGCAUCUGGCGCGUGCCUCAACCAGCACCUCAAGGUGGGGCCAAACCUCCUGCCCGCCUUGGACGACGUGCUGCUGCGGUGGCGCGUGCACCGAUUCGUACUGGCGAGCGACAUCGAGAAGAUGUAUCGCAAGAUACUCGUCGCUCCUGAAGACCGCCACCUGCAAAAGAUUCUCUGGCGUCACGGUGACAACACGACUCCGAAGGAAUACGAGUUGAACACGGUCACUUACGGCCUGGCAUGCGCCCCGUUCUUGGCCAUCCGCUCCCUUCGGCAGCUCACCAGCGACGAGGAGGCCCUCUUCCCCCAGGGAUCAGCGGUUCUGCGCCGAGACGUCUACGUGAACGGCAUCCUCACGGGCGCACCCACCAUCGAGGAAGCCAUGGACCUCCAGCGGCAACUAACGGAGCUGUGCACGGCGGGCGGGUUCCCGUUGAGGAAAUGGUCGGCGAACGACCCCCCGCCUGCUGGAUCACAUCCCGGCGGAGCACCGGACUCAGCGCGACCGACUGUCCUGGACUCCACAGGAGAGUCAUGCCACUCUCGGCCUCCAGUGGCACCCGGGCAUCGACUGCUUCUCCUUCUCCACCAGGUCCAUCGCAGUUCCAGCGUUCACGAAGCGGUCCGUCCUUUCGCUGACGGCCCGCCUAUUCGACCCGCUGGGCUGGCUGGCACCGACCGUAAUCUGGGCGAAGAUCCGGUUCCAGUUCACCUGGCUGAAGGGCUUGGACUGGGACGCGCCACUGAGCAGCGCCGACGCAAAACUAUGGAGCGAGUUCGCCGACAAUCUCCCGAGACUGGAGGAGAUCCGCGUCCCGCGGCACAUGCUCCUCAGCGCAGCACAAUCGCGAGUCGAGCUGCAUGA